Messenger RNA from Centruroides sculpturatus (bark scorpion), 1273 nucleotides. Its product is annotated as glutaredoxin domain-containing cysteine-rich protein CG12206-like. Bases 23 to 1123 code for a protein of 366 amino acids. The transcript has 4 exons. The record is from RefSeq and is a predicted model, not a curated record. Gene Ontology annotation, biological process: sensory perception of sound. NCBI's taxonomy places the organism in Eukaryota, Metazoa, Arthropoda, Arachnida, Scorpiones, Buthidae.
CUGUCUGCCAGUCUGAGCAGCGAUGUGGGACAAGUCGGACCAUACUUCGACCGGCGGAGUGUCCGUAAUCGUCAACGGAUCUUCUGUGCGAUUAGAGGAAGAGACUAACGCUUCAGUGAAUUGGAGCAAUAAUGCGUUACCGUCGAACAAAAGCAGACAGUCGGAAGAAACGGUCGACGACGGGUCGCUGUUUCGAGUGAUCCGAGUCUUCGGCGGUGGUUCCAUGGAACGACAAAAACCCGUCAAGACAACGAUUAACGUUACUUUCGGAGGACAGACGGCCACAAAUGGAAAGACAGACGAGGAAAGAAGUAGCAGCGGUGCCAGUAGCGGUCCCGCUAGCGAUUGCGAGGACGAUUAUGUUAAACCCAACGUUGUAGUCAAGCCCAACGUGUGUCAAUUGGUUAUAUCGCCCUACGGCCAAAAAGAAGAAAAGUCCCAAGACGACGUCUGCAAAGACAAAUGGCAGAUGAAAUUUCACAUUAAAGAACUCGAUUCGAACCGAAACGAUGCGGAGGAAGUCGACACGAGAGCCGAAGCUAUCGUUUCGGGUCAGGGGAGUGUCAGAGGUUUGAAGAAUCGUGUUCGAGCGAGCAUCGUCUCCCUUUUAGAGCAUCAGGGCAGCAAAAGGAAUUAUGACAAAGAGGAAGAAGGAAGAAUAGUGUUUUACACGACAACAAUGGGUAUAGUGAGACAAACGUACGAACAGUGCCGACGAGUGAAAAAAAUACUGGAAACUCUUUUGAUUCGAUUCGAAGAAAGAGACGUGUUUAUGAACAGAGAUUUCCAAUUUGAAUUAAAAGAAAGACUCGGUAUCAAUCACGUUCUUGUGCCUCACGUGUUUAUGGAAGGAAGACUGCUCGGGAAUGCAGAUGUCCUUGAACAAUUAAACGAAACAGGUGAAUUGAGACAAAUUUUAAGGCCUUACAAGAGAACAAGUUUCACUGGGACAUGUACAAAAUGUGGAGGUUAUAAAUAUCUGUUGUGCCCAUAUUGCGGAGGAAGUAAAAAGUCGUGUAAUCAUCGCCAUCAUUUUCCAACCGAUCAGAUAUCUUUGAGAUGCACAAGCUGUGACGAGAGCGGUCUCAUACGUUGCGAUCAGUGCAUCAACGGAGAAGGAUGAUGAUGACAUCUCGAAUAAACUCUAAAUAAUCUAUCUCGAAACAUGGAAGAUUACGAAUGCAACUUAAAAAAAAAAAAAAAAUAUUUUCCACGUUAUUAGAUAAGUUACCAGCACUUUGCAAUAAUGUGCACGAAGAACAUACGGGUUGCC